UUUUGUUGUUGUUGUGAUCAACCUAUUUCUUUUUCCCUUCAAAUCAAUCGAUUGUUGUUUAGGUCAAUGGAUCUAUCGAUCGUAAGAUCAAUUUUGAUCAAUACUUUAAAUCAAUCAAUAUCAACAUUGAUGUGAAUGUGAAAUGACCGAUCAAGAAUCGAUAUAUUAUUAUUGAUAUAUAUGAUCGACAAAAUGUCAGUGGUCGAUCACCAAAGUUAUUUUCGUUGUGAUGAUCAUCAUCAUCAUCAUCAUCAGAGACGAACAAUAAUGACAACGACAACAAUUGGAACAUCUACAUCGAUGCCAAUCAUUACCACAGCCAUAAAACCAUCACAACAAUCAUCAAAUAAAUAUCAUAGCCAUAAUAAUAAACAACAAUUAUCGACCAUCACCUCAUCAUCAUUAAUAUUACCAUCAACGCCUACAAAUUCCCUUCCCAUAUCAUCAAAAACACCAAUAUCAACGGCUAAAUCAUUAUCAUUAUCAUCAUCGACACCGCCAUCAUCAUUAUCAUCAUCGACUUUAAUAAUAAAUUCAUUGAAUUUCAUAAUGAAUACAUUUCAAUGUAAUAUCAAUCAAGAACAGGCAUGGGCUUUAAUCUAUCAAUCAACCAAAACAUUGAAUGAAUUGUUGAUGCAAUUCGAACGACGAAAUGGAACUAAAAUAAACGGCUGUGAACUUUUAUUACGAAAGUUGACUUCAUUUUCACAAAUUUUAUUCGAUCAUCAUGGAAAUGUAUGCAAUUCAACAUGGACAGUGUCGAUUGAUAAUAGGGCAAAAGUUAUGCCUACUAAUAAUAAUAAUAAUAAUAAUAAUAAAAAUAAUAAUGCCGAAACUGACGAAGACGAUGAUAAUGAUAUACUUUUGUUCACUAAAAAUGAUGAUAAACGUUUGAUGAAUGAAUCAAUUAAUGGUUUGAUUGCUUCUCUAGCAACAAUUAUCUAUUCAGCAUUAGAAUGGAAUUGGAAACGUUGCCAGCUGUCAUCCAAUCAACAAAAAAACAAUAAUGAUGAUGACGAAGAAGAAGAAGAAGAAGAAUUAGACCUUGAAGAAAGUCUUGAACUAUUAAUGCUUUCGAUGAUCCGUGGAUCCGAACAUAAAGAUCUCGUCGAUGAAGGUUAUAUUGAUGCAAUGGAAGAAAGUUGUUUAAAUUGGGUCCUAGUCAAAUGUGAACAACAUUAUCAAACAUUGAUACAAUCUUCGGAAAAGAAUGCAACAAUCGAAAUGUUAUUGACCAAAAAUCAAUUGGGUGCUGAUUAUUAUUAUCGUACUGUCUGUAAAAUGAUGAUUGAUGAGGCAGUUAAAUUAAGUAAAUUAGUCAAUCAAUUUUAUGAUCAUAAUGGACCUGAUGAUCAACGGCAACAACAUUUGAAUAAAUUAUUCGCUUCAUCUGAUCUAUCACCAUCAUCUUAUCAACAACUAGAUACUGAAAGUCUAAAAAUAUGGGCACAAACCUGGAUAAAAGUAAUGUCUGAACUUCGAUUCGGUGUUCGUCUUCGACCGGUUCCUUUACAUGACGAUCAUGUUCACAAUGAUGAUGAAUCGAAAUCUAAGGAACAAAAAUUGACUCCCAAAAAUGAUGAAUUACUUCGACAUAUCGAAAAUAUACGUGAAAAUCUACGAAAAGCAGCUAAUCAUAAUGAUGAUGAAUCUGAACCAUCAUCGUUACGAUCAUUACCUGUAAUGUUUACUCAAGAAUCGAUUGCAGAAAAAUUGAAGAAUUUAAAACCUCCUUCUGAGAGACGUAAUUUGCCAAAGUCAUCAAAAUUUGUUCAAAAUUAUGAACCUUGUCUUCAUGAUCGUUUGAUGACUGCUAUUCACAAUUAUGAUCAAAGUCAAUUACGUCCGACAAGAACAGAAAUAAAACCUGAUGUACGUAAGCUAUAUCUUUUGGAACGUCAACAACGACAUACGUGGCAACGACAAAAACAUUGUAAAUCUUUAUGGAAUAUUUACGGUGUUGACAAUGCUGAUGAUAAUCUAAUUGAAAAGACAUCUACAAUAAAAAGAAAAAUGUAUUCACCAGAUACCUGUAAACCAAUAUCUAGGACAUCAAAUUAUUCAUCUAAAGCAGUAUCCAGAUCUCUUACUAGUUCUAUCCGUCCUGCAUUAUCGCUUAGUCAUUUGAUCAUGAAUGAUUCGACAAUGGCCUUUCAUAAACCGAAAAUUAAUCAAUAUCAACAACAGCAACCACUGCAGCAGGUGACAAACAAAAAGAAACGUUUAUCAUUGAAAGAGAACAAUAUUCAUCAUCAAAUUUUAAUACGAACUUCGACACCGAAAUUCCAUAAUAACAAUGUCGAUACGAAACAAUCAUCAUCAUUCGAUAUGAAUAAUUGUUCAACGAAUUUCGAAAUGAACAAUUAUCGUAAUUCUAUUCAUUCAAAUGGUAUUUUACAAUCGUCUGUGUUAUGUAAUAGCUACGAAAAUUUACUAGUCACUAAUAAUACUAGUUCCAAUUGGAACGAUGAUAACAAUGACAAUGAUGAUGAUUUUUUUUGCAAAAGUAUCUGUCAUCAUUAUCCUUGUAAAAAUCGAUCCUCAUUGCAUAUCAAACAAACAGAGCAAUUAUCAUACAUCGAUGACGAUGAUCAACAACAACCACCACCAACACCGUUGUUAGAUCGUAAUCCAUUAUUACGACGAAGUUUCAUAAGAAAACCAUUACCUGCAACUUAUGCAAUGUCUAAAUCAUUUCAUAAUCAUCAUCAUCAUCAUCAACAUCCACAGCAACAACAACAACUGCAAAGAUCACGUUGUAGUUCAUUUUCUGUUUUACCAAAACCAUCGGAUAGGUUAACAACAAAUAUUGAUUGUUCAAAUUAUGUUGGUGAUCCAUUAUCAACAACUACAACAAAUAGCGAUUUUCUUGGAUUUCGUUCAUUCAUGAGAAAAUCACCAUUCCGUUCAUCAUUAAGUCUUGUAUGGACAAAAAUAUUUGGAUCACCAAAAGAAAAUUUACAACCAGAAGAAUCAUCAUCUGAUAAAUUAAAACAAGAUUGAUUUUUCAUUGCUC
Molecule: messenger RNA, 3016 nt
Organism: Dermatophagoides farinae (American house dust mite)
Lineage: Eukaryota; Metazoa; Arthropoda; Arachnida; Sarcoptiformes; Pyroglyphidae
Biological process (GO): actin filament polymerization; Golgi vesicle transport; polar body extrusion after meiotic divisions
Cellular component (GO): cell cortex; cytoplasmic vesicle membrane
Molecular function (GO): actin binding; microtubule binding
Source: RefSeq, a predicted model, not a curated record